AUGGCCGCGGUCGAUGUUCUGGCAUUCACAGACAGUUGGACAAGAAGCGCGCAUGGCCUGCCAGUCUUUCAGUGUUUGUCAAGUGCGCCGGUUGAUCGCUCCUUGCGUCACCGACUGAGUCUCAUUGCCCGUGCCUGGGUUGGUCACAAAUUACAUGAAAAUGUCUCUUCUUCGCCAUCACAUCGCAAAGUGGCCGAGAGGCCGCUAAUUGUACCAGAUCAUUCUCCACGAUGGUAUUGUCGCCUCCCUCGAUCUUGCGACUCUUCUGAUCCUACCGACACCACAAUGCCCCUGAAUGGGACCAGCCGUUAUGCCCAUAUGCGAACCCCAGCAUGGCUCAAUCCGUCCCCUCAACCACCAUCAGAUGCCCAGAAAGAACGCCGCCGACCGAAUGAUGCGCUUCUUAACGAUCCUAAUUCCGAUAUCCUCAUCGACUUCAACUCGAACCAAGGUUUCUACGAAGCGGCAAAGAAGAAGAAAACAAAAACACCUUCUGCUCCUCCACCGCCGCCACCGCCGCCUGCGGCUCCACCAGCAGAUGACGGUCAAAAGGAUGAUAAUACCGGAGGAGAUGGAGGAGCCAGUGGAGGAGACGCUGCAGGCGGCGCCGGUGAUGGAAAUGGUGAUGGCAACAGCAACUCGCCCCCAAAGCCCCCCACAACUUUCGAGAAUAUCAAUCUUGGAGAUAACAAACCAGAUCUUGGUUUGAGCCCACCAGAAAACAAGGGCAUUUCCAGUUCAUGGGGUGCGAAAUUGGGGUUUGGUGGUGGAGGAUGGGGCUGGGGCGGAGGAGGGAAAAGCGAAACGGCACCAGCACCAGCACCGGCACCGGCACCGGCGCCGCCACCACCCCAAGAAACCAAGGCCGAAGAGAACCCAUGGGACAAACCUAAAGAUAAAAUAGGAGGAAUUGAAGAAGAUGACGAUGGCUGGGGCUUUGGUGCCAAGAAAGAGAAGAAAAAGGGUUCCACGCUCUGGGGCGCUGAACCCGACGAGGAACCAAAGGAUGGUGAUGAUCCUUGGGGUUGGAGUGGUCAAAAAAAGAAGGGCAAAGCUGGUGGCAUCCUGGAAGAACUUGCCCUCGAUUCCGACACUGCACCUCCCAACGGAAAGAAGGAUAUAUGGGAUACUUGGGGAAUAUCCAAAAAGGACCGGGCCAAGAAGAAGGGAAUCAUGGAGGAAGUUGCUUUGGCAGCUGCACCAGACCCCCCUUCAAUGGAAGAUCAGUGGGGUGGCUGGUCUGGGAAAAAGGAACAUUCACAAAGUUCACUUUGGGGAGCUCAAGAUUCAAUACCCGCACCUGCACCUGACCCCCCUUCGUUUGAAGAUAAGGAUGGUGACGACUUUUGGAGUACCUUUGGCACUGGAAAGGCAAAACCCCCUCCAGAGGAGACGAGUGGAUGGGGAUCAUGGGGUAUAGGAAAGAAAGGUGAGGAUGAAACAAAGCCGCCUAAGACAGAAGACGACGGUUGGGAUCUAUGGGGAACAGGUAAGAAAAAGAAGAAAGCUGGCGACUUGAUUCAAAUAGAGGAUGAUAUUCCUCCUCCCGCCCCCGAUCCCGUCGAGGCUGUUGGCACCGACGACUUCCUCGAUUCUUGGGGUUUUGGCAAGAAGCCCAAGAAACCGGCCGCUGACCCGUUCGAUUUCAAAACUUCCGGCGCCGAUGAUCCUAACGAUGCUUUUUGGGGCUCAAUAGACAACAAGAAGCCUAAUGCACAUGAGUUUCUUAUCGAUGCUACUGGAGACCCAGAGCAAGCCGCCAGAGAAGCUGAAGAGCAAGCCGCUCGCGAAGCUGAGGAAGCCGAGGCCGCUCGCGAAGAUGAAGAGAUUGCCAGUCUCUUGGACAAGAAAUCUAAAAGAGGAGGACGGCUCCUUAAGUCAGAUCGAGAACGUCUUGCUCUUCUUGAAGGGAAUGCCACCCGAAGAGCUGAAGCUCGAGCUACUCGCGAGGCCGAGGCGGCAGCUGCCGCUGAAGCUGCACAGGCCGCCGCUGAUGCUCAAGCAGCAGCUGACGCCGAAGCUGCCGCUUUACAGGCCGCGGAAGACGCUGAAGCAGCAAAGGAGAACGAGGAGGUUGCGACACUAUUGGCGAAAAAGCAGAAACGUAGUGGAAAGUUGCUGAAAAAGGAUCAAGAACGCCUUACUCUACUCGAAGGGAAUGUCUCAAGAAGGGCCGAAGCUCAAGCAGCCCGGGAAGCUGAAGCCAUCGCCGCUGCCCCAGUUGCCCCAGCGGCUCCUGCUGAUGAACCUCUUUCUCAAGAGACAGACCGGGAUGGCCUUGCCACGCAAGCAGCUGCAGAAGCUGACACUGCCCUUGCCACCGAAAUCGCGCAGGAAGAGGCGGAAAUGGAGAGCCUGAAGUCGAAGAAGGCGAAGAAAGGAAAACUUCUCAAAAAAGAGCAGGAACGGCUGAAUUUCUUGAUCGACAAUGCGGCAAAACGAGCCGAGGAUCAAGCAGCUAAAGAAGCAGAAGAACAGGCGGCAAAAGAAGCGACCGAUGCCGCUGCGGCGGCGGCGGCAGCAGCAGCCGAAGCCGAAGCCCAAGCCCAAGCUGCUGCAGACGCCGAGGCUGCAGUUCAAGCUGCUGCAGAUGCUGAAGCUGAGGUAGCUGCCAAGGAAGAGGAGGAAAUGGCAGUGCUGAAAGCCAAGAAAGCCAAGAAGGUCAAGCUAACAAAGAAUGAAACGACUCGAUUAAUGACCUUGGUUGGCAACUCAGUAAAACGAGCUCAGGAAAAAUCUGUCAAAGAGGCUGAGGAAGCAGCCGCGGCGCAGGCUGCUAAAGAAGCCGAGGAGACUGCAGCCCGUGAAGCAGAUGCGCUGGCAGCCCGUGAAGCUGAAGCGACCGCUGCUCGUGAAGCGGAGGCUGUAAUUGCUGCCGAAGAAGAGAAAGAACUUGCAGAUCUCACCGCUAAGAAGAUCAAGCGUGGCGGUAAUCUGAUUAAGAAGAAAGAUGUGGAGCGUUUUAAUGUCCUCACUCAAAGGGCUGCCGAACGAGCCGAACGAGCAGCUAAGCAAGCUGAAAAGAUUGCUGCUGUUGAAGCCCAAGGAGAGCUUGGAGAAGCCGCCCACGGAAAUGCAGAGGUGGUGGUCGAAGCUCAACCCGAACCAGAGCCUGAGCAACCGCUUGUAGACAUAGACGCAGCAUUUGCUGACCCUGAACCUGUUACAGCUCCCGACGCAGCUAUUAUCGCAGAGGAAGAAGCAGAGUUAGCCAGUCUAGACGCAAAGAAGACAAGGAAAGGCAAGCUUGGCAAAAAGGAUACAGAGCGGUAUAAUAUCCUUACAGAAAAUGCUGCGCAACGGCUAGCUGCUAAAGAAGCAGAAGAAGCAGCUGGCGCUGCCGCGGCUGAGGCUGAGGCUGAGGCUGCAAAAGAAGCCGAGGAAGCUGCAGCAGCCGCAGAAAAAGCAGCUACAGCCGCAGCCGCAGCCGCAGCCGCAGCAGAAGCAGAAGCCAUAACAGCAAGCGAAGCUGAAGCUAUCCUGAUUGCUGAUGAAGAGGCAGAACUUGCCACUCUUGCUGCCAAGAAGGCCAAAAGAGGGAAGCUUGUUAAAAAGGACGCCGACCGUUUUAAUAUUCUGACAGAAAAUGCUGCGCAGCGACAAGCCGCUAAGGAAGCAGAAGAAGCAGCAGCCGCCGCCGCUGCAGCGGAGGCUGAGGAGCAGGUUGCAAAGGAAGCAGAAGCCGCAACAGCAGCUGAAUCUGCUGCUGCCAUAGAAGCAGCUGAAGCAGAGGCAGCAGCAGUUCGUGAAGCAGAGGAUGCAGCUAUUGCCGAGGAAGAAGCCGAGCUGGCUGUAUUGACUACUAAGAAAGCUAAGAAGGGUAAGCUUGCAAAGAAAGAUGCUGAUCGAUUUGCUAUUUUAUCAGAAAAUGCAGAAAGGCGAGCUCGAGAAGUAGCCCAGAUUAUCGAGCAACCUGAAGAUCAGACACCGGAACCUGAGACAGAAGUUAACGAACCUUCUCCUGAACCAGCCAUAGAUGAGCUUUCUGCCGAGGCCGAUGACCCUGAUGCUAUUGCAGCUGCUGAAGCAGAAGCCGCUGCUAUUGCCGACGAAGAAUCUGAACUUACUGCUUUGAUUGCCAAGAAGGAGCGAAAGGGCAAGCUUGGGAAGAAAGAUACCGAUCGCUUUAACCUCCUUACUGUCAAUAGCACGGCACGGGCAGAGAAAGCGGCUCAAGAAGAGGCGGCUGCUCAAGCCACUGCUGAGGCUGAAGCAGCCGCGCAAGCUGAAGCUGAACAGGCUGCUGCAGCUGAGGCUGCUGCCCUUGAAGAGGCUGCUGCCAGAGAGGCUGCAGAAGCAGAAGCUCUGCUUAUUGCCGAAGAGGAGGAUGAGUUAGCUGCUCUGACUGCAAAGAAGAAUAGGAAGGGCAAACUUGGGAAAAAGGAUAAUGACCGAUUUGCUACCCUGACAGAGAAUGCAACUCAACGAGCUGAGAAAGCUGCUGCGUCAGAAGUCAUGAAAGAGGCUGUUCUCGAAGUCGAAGAUCUCCCUGCUGAGAAUCCUGCUGAUACUGAAGCCGAUGCUGAAGCAGCCGAGGCCGCCGCUAUCGAGGCUGAAGCAGCUGCCAUUGCUGCUACUAUUGCUGCCGAAGAGGAAGAAGAGCUAGCUGCCUUAAUUACCAAGAAAGACAAAAAGGGCAAACUAGGCAAAAAGGAUAGCGAUCGAUUUGCCUUCCUCACUGAGAACGCCGCCCAAAGAGCCAGAAACGCAAUGCAUGAAGAAGCCGCUGAGGAAGACCAAGAAGCCGCCAUCGCCGAGUCUGAAGAUAUCAAUGAUCACCCAGCCGAUAUCGAGGACUCGCUAUUCGAGAAUGCCCUGGAGCCACCAGUUGUUGAAGAGGAGGCCCCCCCUGAAGAAGAUGAUGCUGCAGCUGCAGAGGCUAUGGCCUUGGUUGCCGCUGAGGAACAAGAAAUUGCAGAUCUAGAGGCGAAGAAAGCAAGGAAAGGCAAGCUGGGCAAGAAGGAUAUGGAACGAUAUACCCUCCUUAUUGAAAAUGCUGCUAAGAGAGCUGAAGAGCAAGCAACCAAAGAAGCCGAGCUCGCUGCUGCUGCUGAGCUCGUUGCCAUCGAGUCUGCUGAAGCUGAGGCUGCUGCUGCUGAGGAAGAGGCGGUGGCGAGAGAAGCCGCUGAAAUUGAGGCUGCGGCAGUAAUCGCCCAAGAGGAAGAAGAGCUUGCUGCCCUAGAAGCAAAAAAGCAGAGAAAAGGAAAGCUGGGACGCAAAGAUACAGAUCGGUUUGACUAUCUUCUGGGAAACAAGGUUGCAAGGGAAGCACAGGUUGCUGAGGAACGAGCUGCAAAGGAAGCCGAAGAGCAAGCACUUCAAGAAGCCGAAGAAGCCGCAGCUGCUGCAGCAGCCGCCGCUACCGAGGCUGAAGAGAUAGCCGCAAGAGAGGCUGCUGAAGCCGAAGCUGCGGCUGUUGCUGACGCUGAGGACGAAGAACUGGCCAUAUUAGCAGCCAAGAAGGUCAAGAAGGGUAAACUAGGACGCAAGGAUACAGAGCGUUUUGAGCAGUUGUCUUCGAAUGUCGCGAAACGAGCCGAGAAACAAGCAGCCCGUGAGGUUGAGGCUGCUGCUGAGGAAGCCCCGGCCGUAGAAGAGCUACUUGGCGAAGAAGAGCUUGAGGAACCAACCCCAGAACCUGAAGAGACUGUCGAAGAAGCCCCCGAAGCCCCCGAAGCCCCCGAAGCCCCGGUUCCCGAUAUUGACGACGAAGCCGCUGCCGAGGCCGCUGCCAUAGCCGCAGAAGAAGAAGCAGAGCUUGCUUCUCUUGAAGCCAAGAAGGCACGGAAAGGAAGGCUUGGAAAUAAGGAUACCCAGAGGUUUACAUUUUUAACCGAAAAUAUUUCAAGGCGCGCUGAAGAGCAGGCAGCAAAGGACGCCGCCGCCGCUGCUCAAGCUCUGGCCCAGACUACCCCAGAAGAUGUUGCUGAAGAAGAAGAUAUUACUGGUCAGGAAGAUGCUGAAGCUGCCGCUAUCGAAGCUGAAGCUGCUGCUAUAGCUGCUACUAUUGCUGCUGAAGAAGAGGAGGAGCUUGCUGCCCUUACUCUUAAAAAGGCGCGAAAGGGCAAACUUGGCAGAAAGGAUACAGAACGCUUUGAUUUGUUAAUGCAUAAUGCAGCUAUACGCGCGGAAGAACGAGCCAUUAAGGAAGCCGAACCCGAUGGUCAGGCCGAAGAAUUGAUACCUGAAGAGGUUGAUGAUAUUCCUGAACCGGAGCCCGAGGAGAACCCUGAUGCAGAAGAAGUAGCUGCCCAAGAGGCAGCCGAAGCCGAAGCCGAAGCCGAAGCUAGAGCUAUUGCUGCAGAGGAAGAGGCAGAACUUGCAGCGCUAAACAAGAAGAAAGCAAAGAAGGGUAAACUGGGCCGCUCUGAUACUGAGCGGUUUAACAUUCUUGUCGACAAUGCUGCAAAGCGUGCCGAAGCUCAGGCAGCCAAGGAAGCAGAAGAGAAUUUAGGAGACGUACCCCGAGCUGAGGAGGAGGAAGACGAUGACUUUGUUGAUGCUGAAGACGGCGAGGAAGAUGAGUUGGCUGAGGAGCUAGAACCUGAAGCCGAGGAACUUGCUGAGCCUGAGCCUGAGGAAGAUGAAACGGCUACAGCUGAAGCUAUGUCAGCUGAGGCAGCGGCACAAGCUGCCGUCAUCGCAGAAGAAGAGGCCGAGUUGGCUGCGUUGACGAAGAAGAGGCUUAAGAAAGGAAAAUUAGGCCGCAAGGAUACUGAAAGAUUUCAAGCCUUGACAGAGAAUUCUGCUAAACGCGCUGAGGAGGCGGCAACCAGAGAUACAGAAGACGCAGCUGCAGAGGUCGAAGCAGAGCUUGGUGAACCCGAACACGAACCCGAACCAGAGCCUGAAGCUGCUGAACCCGAGCCUGAAGAUGAUGGCCUGAAGGAGGCUGAACAAGCGGUAAUCGCUGAGGAAGAGGCAGAACUGGCAGCUUUAAUGAAAAAGAAGGCAAAGAAGGGGAAACUUGGUCGGAAGGAUACCGAGAGAUUUAUCGUCUUGUCGGAAAAUGCUACCCGCCGUGAACAGGAGCGAGCUGCUGUUGAGGCCGAGACUGAAGCCGUUCAGGAGGAGCCCGAUAUUGAAGGUGUGGAAGAGACUGGAGGAGAGCACGGUGAAGAAGGAGGAGAGGAGCAGGAGCAGGAGCAGGAGCAGGAGCGUUCUGAAGGACAAGACGAAGAAGCUGCAGCUCGAGAAGCUGAAGAGGCAGCUAUUGCGAGGGAAGAGGAAGACGAGCUCGAGGCCCUUAAAGCCAAGAAAGCAAGAAAGGGCAGAUUGGGCAGAAAAGAUACUGAACGCUUUGCCAUCUUGGAGGAGAAUGCAGCAAGGCGCGCAGAAGAACAUGCUGCCGCUGAUGCUGCUACAGCCAAUCCACCCGAGGAGGAAGAUGGUGAAGGGGAGGAGGAGGAGGAGGAGGAGCCUGAGGCAGAUGAUGAAGAUAAAGCUGACGAAGAAGAGUUGGCAAUUCAAGAAGCAGAGGAGGCAGCAGCUCGGGAAGCAGAGGAGGUAGCUAUCGCUGAAGAGGAGGAUGAGCUCGAGGCCCUUCAAGCUAAGAAGUCAAGAAAGGGCAGACUAGGCAGAAAAGACACCGAACGGCUUCGAGUCUUGGAAGAUAAUGCAGCGAAACGCGCCGAAGAACGCGCUGCUAAAGAAGCAGCAGCCGUCGACGAAAAUCUUGGAGUUGAUGAUGCUGAGGAGGAGGAAGAAGAGGAGGAAGAGGAAGAAGAGGAGGAGGAGGAAGAAGAGGAGGAGGAGGAGGACGAGGAGGACGAGGAUAUCGAUAAUGGGAAAGAGGGCAGGGGGGAGGAUGAUGCUGACGCUGAGGAGGCAGCAGCAGCAGCAGCGAGAGAAGCCGAGGAGGCAGCAGCUAAAGAGGCGGCAGAAGCCGCAGCUCGUGAGGUGAUCGCGAAAGAACUAGAGGAGCUUGACUCCCUCCAGUUCAAGAAAGCAAGAAAAGGCAGGCUGGGCAGAAAGGAUACCGAACGACUCAGAGUCCUAGAGGAGAACGCUGCCCAGCGUGCUGCAGAGCUUGCGGCCAAAGAAGAGGCUGCCGCAGCAGCAGAAGAUGAGGAAGAGGAUGUAGUCGAAUUCGGCAACCCCCCUGAAGAAGAGAAGUCGGAAAUUGAAGCCGAGGACGACGAUGAAGAAAAAGAAGCAGAAGCUGAAGACACUGCGGAUAAAGAAUCGAGCGACGUCGAAAAUGAAGCUGCUGUCGGCGAAGACGAAGAAAAAGAACCCGAGGUACUGCCAAAGGACCAAGUCCCCGAAGCCCCUGCAGAUGAUGAAAUCGUCGAGGUCAUCGACCUGUCGCCAAAGAAAGAAAGGAAGAGUAGGAAGAGCAAAUCCCGUCGCGAUGCUCCUCCACCUCCUCCAGUUCCAGAUCCUCCAUUGACGCCACCACCUGAGCCGAAGCAGUCUCGAAGGCCCAAAAUUCAUCGCGAAGGAACCUCGUUUGGUCGGUGGGCCGCGACACCACAUGAAGAGAGGGACGAGCCUCAAGAGAAGUCAAGUAGACAUAGACGGCGAGAGGAAAAGACGUCGUCUAAGGGUUCCUCGUCCGACAAAGUCGAGAAGACUCCAUCACGAUCUCGUGGCACUGCCUUGUUCAGUAAACCACCACUCACUCGUUCCACUACCAUGCGCGAGAAGAAAGACGGCAUCAGCAGCAAACGUCGCCACUCUACCAAUGCUCGCGGACUUGUGUCGCCUCCCCCUGAAGAUAUGCUCAUGGGUGAGGAUGAAUUAAGCAAUCGCCGCAAGUCGCGUAAACCUCGAUCACGCGAAGAUGAAGAUGCAAUGAUGUCCGGCGCUGCUCCUGUGCCUGAUAGGUAUGAACGACGUCGCUCACAUAAACCACGGUCGCAUGAGGACGAUGAUUUGGUUAUGGUAGAUCCUGACCUCGCGCCUGACAGACGCGAGCGCCGCCGGUCUCACAAACCACGAUCUCGCGAAGAGGAAGAAGUUGCCGUGGUCGAUACCGAACGUCGUCGGCGAGCCAGGAGAUCGAGGGAUGAAGAGCCCGUGAUGGUGGAGCCUGACGUUCCUUUUGACGCACCUCCACGAAGUUCCAAGAAGUCCUCAGGCUUCGCUGGCCUCUUCAGUGGUUUGCGAACACCCAAGACUGAACGACCUGACCCUCUGCGACGUCGCAGUACCUAUGCGACAACUGACGACGAAGCCUUGCGCAGUGCCAAAAUGGAUGGUGAUGCAGUAUUAGUAGAUGCUGACCGUGAAGCAAGACGAGCUGCACGCAGGGCCAAGAGGGCCGCUGAAGGCGGCCCUGACCCCGAGGAAGCAGCGCGUCGAACUCGAGAUGAGAUACGCCGUGAACGACGUCGACAGCGCGAGGAAGAAGCCGAUCCUCUAAGACAAGAUAAAGAGGCCCGCCGUGCUGAACGCAGACGACAGCGUGAUGAAGAUGCAAGACGAGCCCAGGAGGAGCGACAAGCGCAAGAAGAACAACAACGACUGCAAGAGGAAAAGGAGGCCCAAAGAGCUGAACGUAGGCGCUUGCGUAGAGAACAGGAAGCAGCUGCUGCCGCAGAACAAGCCGAAGAUGAAGAGGCUCGUCGAGCUGCCAAACGUGAACGCCGCCGCCGCGACACAAAGCGAGCUGCUCGAGGCGCAGAAGAAGAGGAAGGUCGUCAGCGACGAAGUCAGCAAUCCACAGACGAAUAUAAUCAGCGGAGAUCCCAUCGUCGCGAAGAGAGACCGCAGGCUCCAGCUUGGCCUCAUUCUGGAACUUCAUCAUGGGUCAAGGAACACUCUGACGCACCCCCUCCUCCUGACCUCGGUGACGGGGGUGAAGCAAAUGGUGGACAGACCGAGGACGAGAUGGCAAGACGUGAAGCUCGUCGAGCUCAUCGAUCGAAAUAUGAGGAAGAGCCGACCGAAGAGGUCGAAGAUCGGCGAAGGCGACGAGCAAGGCGAGAUGAUCGUGAGCGCGGUGGUCGAGAUAAAGAACGUCACCGAGAUAGGCGUUCGGAAGGUAGUGAUGAGCGACACCACAGCCGUCGAGCGUCAACCUUUAUGGAGGCAACAGCAACACCUCGCACAAGUUGGUGGAAGAAGAUCGCUGGAUAA
Fusarium oxysporum Fo47 is the source of this 10083-nucleotide messenger RNA. RefSeq lists its product as uncharacterized. The transcript is spliced from 4 exons. The record is from RefSeq and is a predicted model, not a curated record. NCBI's taxonomy places the organism in Eukaryota, Fungi, Ascomycota, Sordariomycetes, Hypocreales, Nectriaceae. The coding region runs from base 1 to 10083 and encodes 3360 amino acids.